Molecule: messenger RNA, 2160 nt
Organism: Thyridium curvatum
Lineage: Eukaryota; Fungi; Ascomycota; Sordariomycetes; Thyridiales; Thyridiaceae
Exons: 3
Coding region: 1-2160 (719 amino acids)
Source: RefSeq, a predicted model, not a curated record
AUGAGCCACAUUACUCUUACAGACAGUCUUGCAAUAUUGCAGCUUGUUUAUUACAGCGCUGCACUAUUGGCGAGCAUUUGGGUAUCCGCGCGCCACGGCUUGGCGAAGAGCUCGGGUUGGAUCUUCCUCGCCAUCUUUAGCACCAUCCGGGUUGUGGGUUGCUCCGCGCAAAUUUCCACGAUCAUAUCUACCUCGGAUACUGCUGUCACGAUCGCGACAAUAACGACCUUCCUCGGUAUCUCACCUCUGCUGCUAGCAGCACUCGGGAUUAUAUCUAGAGUGUAUUUCUCUAUGCUUAAGGCUCCCUGGAGGACAGUCUUCAGCAUGGGAAUUAUCAAAGUCGUCCAAGUUCCCGCCGCCGUAGCUCUCAUCCUCUGCAUCGUCGGAGCUACUUCCGCAGAUUCUCCUGCCGAUAUCACCACCCAAGCUACCGUCAAAGUUGGAGUAGCAAUAUUUCUAGCCGUCCUCGUUGUUCUCAGUCUUCUCGUAGCCGGCGCGGCUCUAUGGCAACGCAGGACAGGAGCGCAUUGGGAGGGUAAGCUGCUAGCGGUCGUGGCGGCAUCGCUUCCGAUACUACUGGUGCGGUUGAUCAACUCAUUCCUCCUCCUUUUUUCCACCGGAUUCCAGAACUUCACAGCGAAGAAUUCGACUGGAUCUGUCAUGGUGGAAUUCUUCAUGGCUAGGGUCGAGGAGAUGGUUGUCGUCCUCAUGUACCUGUGGGCAGGGUUCACACAUCAAGUCGUCCCCAAUAACAAAGAUACGACCAAACGCACCAAGAGAGAAGAAUUCAAGGACGAAUCUGCACGCAUUGCUUCCCGAGUUGAGAAAGCCAGGAAUAAGCGAUCUGCUAACCCAAGGCCCCGCACCUGCACACCUCCCUCAUCGAGUACCCAAGUGCGGCCACCAAAGGGGAAUGAUCACACACUUCCCCGCCCGAGCUCCCCAGGGCUUGUCACGUCCCCAGAAACCACGGUUCUCGCCUAUUUCAUGAACUGCUUCAUCAUCACCUCUCCGUUUGAGGGAUAUCUUCCUUCACUCUGCCGAGGAGGCUCCCUGGAUGAGCACGACGCCUUUUCAUCGGCAACUCGUGCUGCAGCGUUCGCUACCUUCGCCUUGAGAGUGAGGAAUCCCCGCUAUCUGGGGACGGCGAGAUCCAACUACGCCCUGUCCCUGGCCAAGACAAAUGCGGCAUUGACGUCACAGGAGGAUGCAGUGCUCGACAAGACUCUUGCGGCAGUACUCCUGCUGGGUCUCUUCGAAGCCUUGGUCUUUCAGGGGCCGCGGUCCGGCGAGAGCUGGACGGCACAUACGAUGGGCGCGGCGGAGCUCCUGCGACUGAGAGGCCCGGGCCAGUUCCGGUCCAAGACAUCCCAUCAGCUCUUCGUCCAGACCCUCACCAACAUCCGGACCAGCUGCGUCCAAAGAGGGUUGCCUGUCCCGAGCGAGAUUAUUGCCCUGGCCGCUGAGGCGAAGGAAUGGAUAGAUCCUAGAGAUCCGACCUUCCGUCUCGGCCCCAUCAUAGACCGUGCCGCCAGCAUCAGAGCGCGAGCGGAAACAUGCCCUGGGUCGGAAUUCGCGCUCGAAGCCUGGAAUCUCGAUCGAGAAAUCACCCUUCUAACCAAGAGCCUCGACCAGAUGCUACAUUUCGGCAUCGCAUACGAGGAAGAAGCCUCUCCCUGGUCGUACCUCGGCAUCGCCUACCGAUACCCCAGUCAUCGCGCCGCCAAGUACUGGAACGCUGUUCGCAUGAUACGGAUGUUUGUCAAUAAUCUGAUAUGGGACAGUGCUUCGCUCGGGCUCAAAGACACUGGACAUUCCCACGGAAUCGACAAAGAGACCACCUGUGAUCCACUAUGCAACUGUGCGUUCUUCGAGAGCCUCCAAGCCGAGGCAGCCGAUAACAUGGAGAUGCUCGCCACGGAUGUGCUCGGCAGUGUGCCAGAGUUCCUGGAACGGGCAGAGGCGGGCAAAAUAUUUCGUCCUUCCGCAAGGACCUUGAUCUGGCCGUUGUAUCUCAUUCAGCAGUUUUCUCUUUGUUCUCUCACGGCGAAAACUCGGGCUACCGCAUAUCUCUACGAGAUAGCGAACGACCUGAACAUUCCUUAUGUGGCACAGGUGGCGCAAAUGUGUGAGCUGCCCGGGUUUGAAGAUACCAAGUAA